CCACGACGACCCUCCUGGUUCCUCUGACCUCCUCAGCACGCCGUGCAAGGCCAGGCUCCCGCCACGAAUUUUGUUUUUAACUCGCAACGUAAAGAGACGCUCACAGAGCCUUCUUGUUGCGGGAAGGGGAGAACUGGAGAGCGAGGAUAAAAAAGGACUCCGAGUGCGAGGUGAAGAUGGAGAAAGGCGCCCAGGCCCCAGACUGGGACAGCGAUGAAACGGUGAUAGACGGGUCGGUGACGGAGAGUGACCUGGAGGACGAGGAGCUGCCCUGGAGCAGGUUGCUCUUUGAUCAAGACACAUCUCUUAGAUCUGAGUUCAGUCUCCAUCCUGAUAUAAGUGGAAUAUGCAAAGGCACAUGCUCUCCUGAGAUUCAACUUGGGUUGAAGCUCAGAGAGGAUCCACAAAAGCAAAUAAGUAAAAAGAAGACUAUGCCUGUGCUUAAUGAGGAUGCAGUCUUACAGCAACCUCAAGAUGAAAUGGAACAAAAUCAAGCUCUGUUAGAAAAAAGUUGUCCAAUGUUCACUGUGUCAUUUCCUGAAGCUGAACUUUCACUGAACCACGAAAGCAUUCAAGGGCCUAAGGCUGAAAAUCCUGAAGUUUUGCCAUACCCAGCAAAGGAGCUAAAUGCAGACAGAGAUUCUCCUGAAAUUAGCCUUCUCUCAGGUACUGCUAUUAAAGUAUCUGAUAUGGUUGCUGUCAAGGAGAAUUCGUUAAUAGAGCCGCAGAAGAUCUUAGCAGCACCAAAUGUAUUUUUUGAGUCUGGAAAGGAAGUCACAUUAACCAUCACUUCUGAAGAAACCAAAGAUGAAGAAAGCUCUGUUGAAACUUUUGUUUCUGCCUUAGAAAAGUUAAUAACAUCACCAGCAAACACUCAGGAGGAGACAUUGUUUGGAAUAAUGAAUGAUAUUGAACCUAGAGAGUUGAUGAGCCCAUUGAGCAACUCUUUGAAUUCGCUAUCAAUACCUUUGACAUGUCACAGAGAUUUACUAGAAAACACAAAGGAUGAUGCAUUGCCAGCUGAGUUGUUAGCAGCCAUAAACACAUUGUCAGAAGCCACGGUGGGACCCAGUUGUCACAGAAAAGAGGGAGGCAGCAGUCUCAGUGCUGGAAAUGAAUGUUUAGGAAUAGAGCCCAACAUGUCUCAGACUGAUGAAGAUUGUACACAAAUAGCAGAGGUGAAUUUUGAGUCUCUUUGUUCUACUCCACCAUAUGAACAAGAUUCCAAGUUAGCCGAGCUGCAGGACAAGCAUCCUUCAGUGCAGCAAACUCUAGAAGAUCCAAAUCCAUUUGUAUUGCAGACAUUGGUUGAUCAAAAUGUAAUCUCUUGUGAUCCACUAAAUAAUAAGAGAAAUUCAAAUCCAGUGGAAAAUAGCUCUGACCAGGACCCUCCAUCUGUGUUAAGGAGAUCAUCCAGAAUUAAAGUAGGCAAAUAUACAAAGCACAAAGAUGACAUGUAUAAGACACCAGAAAAGAUUUUACCCACAAUACUUGACUGUGAGAGUCAAGCAAAAAACUCUUCAGCUGAGACUUUCAGAAUGCAGGGUACUGCUUUAAUGAUUGAAGAUAAAAGGAAGAAUAUGCAUUCAUCCAGACUGAAGAGUGAAGAACAAAUCUGGAAAAAUGGAAAAAUUAAGAGACAGAAAGAAAAAAUGAAGAUGAAUAACAUACCUCUUUCUCUCAUUAACCGGAGAAACAUUUUUGGAGAGAAUUUACUGUAUAAGGCUGCUCUUCUCAAUGACUUUCAUCUUGUUCAUCAGUGUAUUGAAAAAGGAGGAAAUGUUAAUCAACCAAGUUAUGCUGGUUGGACAGCACUUCAUGAAGCUAGUGCAAGGGGAUUUUAUGAGACAGCAAGUGAACUAGUAAAAGGUGGAGCAGAUGUAAAUGUCAAAGGAAAAGACCAAAUCACUCCCCUACAUGAUGCUGUGAUGAGUGGACAUUAUAAGGUGGCAGAGUUACUUCUUUUCAAUGGAGCUGAUCCAUUAUUUAGAAAUGCCAAUGGAAAGUGUGCUUUGGAUGUGGCCCAAGGUAUACGUAUGAGGCAUCUUCUUGAGAGAUAUGUUCCUAAACAUCAAAAACAUCUUACUUCAGCUCAAAAGGAUAGCACUGAUCCAUUAGAUGUAGAGGAUGCACCCCAGCCAAAGAAACCAAAAUUCAGUUCUAAAAAUUGCAUUGGGUUUGUUUGUGAUGAAAAUUCCAACAGACAGAAGCCAGAACAUAUAAAAGUUGAUAAAGGAAGCAAAAAAGGUUUAUUUAUAAAGAAAGAAGAUGUAAAUGAACAUUACCCAAGAAAUUCCAAAAGCACGAAAUUUGGCAACUUCAAGCAUAAGCAAUCAACUGUUAACCAAAUAUACUCUACAGGACUCAGAAAAAACAAUCUCCAUAAUGUCAAGGAUUCCAGCACAAAUGCGUCUAAACAUAAAGGAAGAAGAAAUGAACGAUGUAAAAGGACUCAGGUGCAUAAGGCAAUCCAAGAAAGAAACUCAAGAAAGACUGUAGCUGUGUCUUCUUCCAGAAGAAGUAGAUUGGUUACUGAUCAGCAGCAUAUUCUCCAAACCCUUUAUGACCUUCCAGAAGAGUCAUGUAAACCUUUUAGCCCAGCUCUGUCAAGCCUGGAAAAUGGAUUAAGUAACAAUAUUGACACUCAUUCAGUUCCCAAAGAGACACAUACCCAGAGCCUGGAUUUAUUAGAAAGUCAAGAAAUAAAAUCCUUGGAAUUAGAAUCCAGUGACCAAGCUAAAGCUGUUACUUUCUCAGGACUUUUUGUACAUAAAGAAAUCGAAUUACCCAUUGUUACUACAGAUCAGCAGGCUCAAACUCACCAAGAACAACAGCACAUUAGUCCUUAUAAAUCUCAUGUAAACACUAACUCAGAUGAAAAAAAAGAGGACCUUAAUAAGUGGGAAAAUUUUAAUAAUGAUAUUCAUGUUGAUUGCUGUACCUCUGAAGAGACCAUAAUGUCUAAAAAGAUGAUAUGUUCUACAAGUUGCAAAAACCACUAUAAUGAUAAAGAGAAUAUAACAAAUAGAGAAGUAAUGGAUUUUGAACAGUCUUUACCUUCUAAAGACCAUUUUUCACAGGACAAUAAGUUAAAAGCAGGUGGCCUAAGCAUACUUCCACAACAGGAGGCUGUUAAUUUUUCUAAUUCAGAUAAUACAGCCGUUUCUGAACCACACGUUGCAAAUUAUGAACAAUACAUAUAUGGAACUUCUUUUGUUCACUCACAAGACAGUCCUGAGCGUACUUCCUUGGCUUGUACAAGAACAAUUUCAACACAUGACGUUUUGCAGUUGACUAAUGUGGAGCAAUUCCAAAGGCCUCAGGAUUGCAGUAGCCCCAGCAUACCAACUUCUUUAAUGAAUCAAACAAAUACACAUAUUGUGGAAAAGGUGAAUAAGAAAGAAGGCACUAAAAGGAAUUACACUGACAAAGGCCAAAAACCAAAUUUUUCAAAUGGGCCUUUAUCCACAGUUGUUCAUUCUCAAGUAAUAGAAACAACUAACGUUGAAAAAAGGAGACAAGACCUUGCAGAGAGUGAAAUCAUACAUAAUAGAGAUUUUCAUUCCAUUGACAAUAUGAAUAAAAAAUUGACCAACAUCUCACAAGUUAGUCAAAGAGAAGAGAAGGAAAUUUCUCAUAAACCAGAUGAGGAAUUAACUAAUAAUAUCAGUGGAGAUGAAAGCACUGUAAGAAAUUGUGAGGAGAAAAAAGAUAGAACAGAUACAGAGAUUCACAUACCUGUUAACAUCCAAGAACAAAAUUUAUCAAAAGCUACCUGCAGCCAAGAAAUGAAAACAGCUGGGAUCAAUAAGAGGAAUACCAGGGGGGAAAGCCCACUUCAUUUGGCUGUCAGAAGAGGAGAUUUGUCUCUGAUGAAAGUUCUAAUAGAAUCUGGAGCAGAUGUGAAUCUAAAAGAUAAUGCAGGUUGGACACCACUACAUAAGGCAUCUAGUGAGGGAGCUGACGAUAUAAUUGUGGAGUUAUUAAGAGCUGGUGCUAAUGUUAACUGUGAAGAUCUAGAUGGAAUUCUGCCCUUACAUGAUGCUGUUGCAAAUAAUCAUUUAAAGUGUGUAAAAAUUCCUACCGUCCAGUCCAAAAGACACAAACCGUGUUUUUGUGAUGGCUUCAAAACUGUUGAUCCACCUUCUCUUUCACACCAAGAAAAAACAAGAGAAAGCCUUCAUAUGCAUCAGACCAUAAGUGCCAUUCUAGAAGAUAUAGAGGAAAAACAGGAAAUUUUAUUGGAGUUUGAAAUAAGAACCCCCGAAGAUGCAGAACAAUACACUGAAAAGAUGUUAGAGAUAAAAGAGAUUAUGGAUAAUGUGCUUGCCAAACAGAAGGCAGAAAGGGAUGAUCUGGCUAAAAAAUACAGGGUUUCCAUAGAAUCAUUUAAGCAUGGUGUCCUGAGAGAACAACUGGCUAACUUGGCCAUGAGACAGAAGAGCCUUUUAGUUGUGGCAAAAAAACAGAAAAAAAUAAGCCAGAAAAUUCAAAACUAUAAGAAUGUUACAUCUGUGUCUGGUCUUAGUUUGAGGAAACUGCCAUCCAGCUCAGAGAUCUCUUGUGAAAAGGACAGCCAAGAGCUUACCAGCCUGGAAAAUUCAGUGCAGCCCCAGGCGGGUUCAUUUUCUCCUGCCAGCUCUGUUUGUGAAAGCAUACAGGAAUCACAGUUGUCUCUGGAAACAUGGAACGACAGCCAAAAUAUCAACACUUGUCUAAAUUUAGAGACAGUGAGAGGGGAAGAAUUUUCUGAAAUUAAGCUGAAUUCUAGACGAAAUGUCAGUGACUAUUCCUUGGAUGAGUUUUCAAAAUCCAGACCUUCAGAUGGCACUAAGAAGAUUAAAUUACCAUCCCAACCUGUUGCUUUUAUUGCUCAAGCAGAGUAUUUACAAAAAGAAAAUGAUCUUACAGCACAUACAACCAAAGGUCAUGAAUCCUAUAGUCCUUUAGCACUAACUGGCCCAUUAAAUACAUCAGAAACCACAAGUGUACUUGUCCCAAAUGCCCAUUCAUCCACUGGUAUUUGUGGUCAGACUCUUUCCAAUUAUGAUCCAAAAAGAGGAAACAAGAGAACAGCUUCCCAGCAACCACCUAGGGGGGCAUCAAAAACCCUGACACAUCCAGAUAUUGAUGACUUAGGCAGUGAUAUGGGGCAUCAGAUGAAAUCAUAUCUUAAAAAUUCAGCUUUUGCUCUUCCAUAUGCAAAUGACAGUCAGAGCACCUCCUCCUCUGGGUCUGGCCCUCAGCAUACCGCAAAAAAGCCUUUCAACUACAGCAAAGCUCCUAAAAAGAAGCGCAUGCAGAUAAAGGAUCUGAUAGCACUAGGAAGAAUUAAUCCAGGAAAUAACAUUUUGGAAUUCAAAACACAGGAGACUACCCACAAAGCCAGUGUUUUAUUGAGUGGUAAAAUUAAGGUAGAAAAUGGUCAGAUUUAUCAAAAUCCAGUCACCUGGCUCAAGGAUCUUCUAGGAGGUGACCGUCAUGUGACCUGGAAUUAUGCUUGGAGUAAGGUAACAUAUCUGGGGAAGGAGCUUUUAAAGUGUGUUUCUGAAGAAGUACCCAUACCUCCAGAACCAAACUUGGUACCUCAGCAACAUCAACCUUGUCUUCCAGAGCUACAUGCUUCCAGAUUCAAGUUCAGAGGGGAAGAAUAUGGAACUCUUUCCCAGAAGAUCCAACAAAGAUCUCUUGCAUCUCACUUCACUCUGAAUGGGUCAUGUUUUCAUCCUUAAGUCAAUGCCUAUUCACUGGUUGGCUUAGAUCUAAAUAAAUUCCACUAGAAGCACAUGGUCAGGUGAAGGGAAAGGGAUGAUUCUUCAGAAGCAAAUUAGAGUGGGGUCAGCAUUAGAUGGAUUAAUGGCUACUGGGCAUCACAAGAACCCAAUGCCCACACAGGUGUGUAAUUAUGAAAACACUUGGGCAUUGCUUAGAAUUACAA
Messenger RNA from Myotis lucifugus (little brown bat), 5938 nucleotides. RefSeq names its product ankyrin repeat domain 31 (gene ANKRD31). NCBI's taxonomy places the organism in Eukaryota, Metazoa, Chordata, Mammalia, Chiroptera, Vespertilionidae. The transcript has 25 exons. The record is from RefSeq and is a predicted model, not a curated record. Gene Ontology annotation, molecular function: protein binding. The coding region runs from base 177 to 5732 and encodes 1851 amino acids.